AGAUGAUUUUUGCGUUUGAUAAGAUGCCAUUGUUGUCUUCAUUCCAGGUAUUCGGCUACUUUACGUAAUUGAACACACAUGAUGUCAAACAUGGAGGAAUCGCGGAUUAGUCUGGGGACAAGGCAGGUCGAUGUCCAGCGUGGAAACCUUGUGCAAAUGUGCAGGUUGACAGUGAAAAGUUUGAUUGACAAGUCCAGCUUUGAGCCAGUGGAUGACAGCAGUGACGAGUUGGUCAAUUUCUUUGCUGUCAUGGAACAGUUGCUCCUCUUCAGGAUGAAACCCCAGAAGACCUGGUAUGGAACAGCAGAACCGAGGCAUUACUGGGAGUACAUCAAAGUGGCCUGCCGAAAACUAUCCAACAACUGUAUUACCAACAUCGAGUCCAUUGAGAAUAUCAGAACUAACAGAGGAAAGGGACGGGCCUGGCUAAGAGUGGCACUCAUGGAGAAAAGAUUGUCUGAAUAUUUCUCCAAUGCUUUGUCUCAAACCAGAGUCACCAAGAACUUUUACCACGAGGGUUCAGUAAUGAUGAGUGAGGACUCAAGCAUGUUGUGUGGGACUCUUCUGGGUCUCAAUGCUAUUGACUUCAGUUUUUGUUUGAAGGGAGAUAACCUUGAACUUAUGGGACCUCUGACCAUCAACUACAGUCCUUACUUGCUGUUUCACCAUAAUGAUGAAAGCCUGAGGCAGGACUCUGAAGAGCUGGAGCUGAGUUAUUCCAAUGUGAGUAGUAGCAUCAUGAGUGAAGUGGAUGAGGAAGAUGCCUCCUGGUCUGUCAAAUACAAAAGCCUAGAGAACAAGUUCAAGACCAUUAGUGAACAGAAGGGUUACCUGGAGGAACUUGUGCGUCUGCGUCAGAGUCAGCUGGAAGAGGCCACACGACAACGGCGCCACCUAUUGGACACUCUGGAGCACUAUGAAGCAGAGGCCAUGCGGGAACGCCAACAGCUGGAGGGGGUCAUCAUCGAACUUCAGGGACAACUGCAAAGUCAGACAUCAUCAGAGAUGGGAUCCACUGGGAACGUGUCCCACCACCUGAUGGUGUCCACUGAUCCACGCUCCUCCCUAUCCCAGUCAGGAGUCAAGGAGGAGACGCAGAGUUUAGUCCCCUUGGCAGGUUCCUUUUCAUCAGAGCUGAGCUUCAAGUCUGGAGACAUUCAGAUGACAGCUCUCCCCAAGACAACUAGCGGACUCUCCUAUGAUAAUGACACAGUUACCAAAGAGUCAAGUGGUACAGCAGAGAGUGUUGUGCAGAUAUCUGUGAGUGACAUGGACAAGAGUAACACUGGCUCUGGGCAGGAUCCCCUGCAAGUGGAUGUGUCUGGAGGAGAGAGAGAAGUGGCAGGGUCUGCAGCACAGCCCUUAAAAGAGGAAAAUGGGAACACUGUGGACAAAGAUACGACAGAAGCAGAGAGUCCCGAGGUCAGGUCAUCUCCUGACGGGGAAGUGUCUGAUGAGGAAAAAACCAUCCUCUCUGCCAUUGUUGGAGGAAGUCACCAGGCACAAUCCAUUGCCACUGAUGAGCAACAGAGGUCAGGAGAUGAUUCCUUCUCCUCCGAUGACGGGAGAGCUCCUCCAAGGGAGAUGACCGUGGAGGAAAGCUCCUCUGAUAAUUCCAAUGGGGGAGUGGACUCUGCUACCGCGUACAGGCGAGGCUCAGGACCAGUCCUCACCUAGUGGGGAGGAUGUAGCUGUCCCUAGAGAUUCUUCAGAGACUGCACCAGAUGAUAUCACACCGGAUCAGAGUCAUCAGUAUCUUGACACACACUAGUCUGAACACUGGAAAGUUGAUGAUUGAUAUCAUUAUUUUGCCAAUGUAAUUAUUAAAGAAAAUAGAGCUUUUCCAAUUUGUUUUUUGUUUUGGUUAUUUUGUAGAGGUUUAUUAAAGCAGUGUUGAUUUUUGUGCAAGUGUUAGGGAUUGGGACCAAAGUGCCAUAAUUUACCUUUUAUAAACAUUCCCUCUAGAAUAGUCAUAAAUCAGUAGUUUUAUUAAUGUACCUAUGUUUGUGUUUGAGAUUAGAUUUGUGUUUGGCCCAGCACGGUUUUGGUGCUAUUAGUGGGAUUGUAGGAUUUUGCUUGCCAGUGAGUGUUCUUUGUAUAUGUAUGAAGGUGUGUGCCUUUCUAUUAUAAUGCUCACAGUUGACCAAAUCAAAUUACUACUGGUCUAAAAACUAACAGUAUUUAAACCAUAAGUUAAAGUAUCUUGAAUUGUUUCAUUGUUGCAAUAUGUAGAAAUUAGCAUUUAAUCAAAUGUUAAUUAAAUGAAAGGCUACAAAACAUUGAGUUCAUUUUCUUGCAAGUAUAAGAUUGCUUUCCAGCACAAUUCUGAUGGUUCUUUAUGAAACGGAAAUGAACAUGUUAAAUUACCUUACCCAUCAAAUAUGUGGUAGAGUUAUUAUAAUACUUUCCUGGGAAAAUAUAGAGUUUUUCAGUGAAACAUAGUAAAACAAAUUUAUGUUGUGAACAGCUUGAAUGCCCAGACUCUUCUUGAUGGAGACAUGGGUAUCUUCAAACUCUGAUCUGCAUAUGUGUAGCUUUAUGAAGUAUUUGUAACUUUGUGCUGUAUUUGUAACAAUAUUUGAAAAUUUAUGUUUUCAUUACAUAUUUCGUAAAUGGUUGUAUUUGCUGAUGGAAUCCAGUCAAUCAGGUAAUGAUUUUUACACAGCUUUAGAAAGCUAAUUGCAAUCAUAAUGAAGGAAUGUCUUUGAUAGGAUGUACAUAUCAUGAUUAGCUUUUGGGUCAGCUUGUGUUUACAUUAGGAAUUUUAAGAGACUUGUUUUGUUAGAGAUGCUUUGAAUUUUUAUACACAUUUGAUACGUGUAUUCAUGACUCUCUGUUGGUGUCUUGUCACUUCGCUAUCUAAGGUAUUCCAGGAUUUCCUUGAUGUAUUACCUGUUUCCAGAUCAGAGUGUAAAUAGUUUGUGAAUAUAUGUUUCCUAUCAUUGCUCUAAUACAUAAAAGUAUUUGUCGCUAAAUAUUCUAGGUAAGGACAUUGACAUAUUUAUCAAGUCAGCUUGAGUACUGUAUGGGGGUCGUUGACAGAGUUAAUGUACUGGCCAAAUUAUUCAAUAUCAUUAGCCUUUUGGUUAUUAAGUUGAUGUGUAGUGCAUAUUGGCCAAAUUCUCAGACGUAUUUACCAAGUCCACAUGCUUGACGUUCUUGGUGUAUUGACCAAGUGGAUAUGCGUGGUGUAUUGACCAAGUUGACGUGCUUGGUGUAUUGACCAAAUUGACUUGCUUUGUGUAUUGACCAAGUUGACGUGCCCGGUGUAUUUGACCAAGUUGACGUAAUUGAUGUAUUUGACCAAGUUAACAUGAUUGGUAUAUUGACCAAGUUUUUAAGAUAUGGUGUUCAUCAAGUUCCCAUGCUUGACCAAGGAACCAAGUCAGCAUGGUUGCGUAUUGACGAAUUUGACAUGGUAUUCACCAAGUUAGCAUGGUUGGCGUAUUGACGAAUUUGACAUGGUAUUCACCAAGUUGCCAUGGUUGGCGCAUUGACGAAUUUGACAUGGUAUUCACCAAGUUCUCAUGCUUGAUGUAUUGACCAUUUUGAUAUGGUAUUGACCAAGUUGCCAUGAUAUUGGCCAAGUUUUUUCGCUCGACUUACUGACCAAGUUGUCAUGGUAUUGACCAAGCUCACAUAUUUGACGUAUUGACUAAAUAGGGCAUGGUACUGUUUGACAUCGAGAUUUUGUCAUUGCACGCUAGUUUAAUGCUGUAGUUGUACGGAAUUAGCUUGUACAACUGACGACUCCUGGAUAUACAGCAGUGUUUGCUAAAGUCGCCCCUCUGGAAUUGAUUACUCCAGGUGCGAAUUACAGCCUCUUGUGUGCGGGUAUCAGACAAUGGUUACUAAAACAUUUCAAUAGUUUGUGUGUUUUAGUGAUACUAUACCGUUUACUAAAGGCUAACUUUGAUACCAUGUUACGAAUGAAUGAAUGAAUGAAUGAUUAAUUGUGGCUUAAUUAAUGAUAACAUGUUACGGUACAACUUUAUCCAUGCAUAUUGCCAGUGGAGCUAUAAUUUGUCCCAAGCGCACAUAUUCGUGCUGUAGCCAAACAUUUAUUUGCUGUGAUCCAAGCGGACUUACAACAUUUUACGCUUUAUGUCAAAGUAUUCCGAAUAUUACUGCAGUCACGAUUUCAAAUUCUUUCAGUAUUUGUGAUAUUUGUCAAUACAUUCUUUAAUAAAACACAAAAUCAUUGUUGAC
This is a messenger RNA of Liolophura sinensis, 4209 nucleotides long. RefSeq names its product RUN domain-containing protein 3B-like. NCBI's taxonomy places the organism in Eukaryota, Metazoa, Mollusca, Polyplacophora, Chitonida, Chitonidae. Bases 79 to 1677 code for a protein of 532 amino acids. The record is from RefSeq and is a predicted model, not a curated record. The transcript is spliced from 9 exons.